Messenger RNA from Bactrocera neohumeralis, 2267 nucleotides. RefSeq names its product putative metabolite transport protein HI_1104. Gene Ontology annotation, cellular component: membrane. The transcript has 5 exons. Gene Ontology annotation, molecular function: transmembrane transporter activity. Gene Ontology annotation, biological process: transmembrane transport. Bases 461 to 2056 code for a protein of 531 amino acids. NCBI's taxonomy places the organism in Eukaryota, Metazoa, Arthropoda, Insecta, Diptera, Tephritidae. The record is from RefSeq and is a predicted model, not a curated record.
UCAGUUUCUUCUGUUCACAAAAGUCAAAGCGGACGGUGUUCCGCAUAAACGGUGUUUCGAGUCUGCGCGACGGUUCAGCGAUAAUAUAGCAUUGUGUACAUAUAAGUUUUAAUUAAUAACGUCGCAUAUGUACGCGCAGAAGUUCUAAUUGAGCGUCUAAGUUGAUAGUAUAGUAAUAUUUAUAAACAAUUGUGCAGCAGAAGUCAAUUGAAUUGAGUGUCGCGGUUAGUUGUGUAGCGUAAACGCUGAUAAGAAAAAUAUUUCUAACGCAUUUGAAAUUGUUUUGGUAUUUUUUCACGAGAGCGCUUCAUUUCGUAUCACAAACAACGCGAAAGCAAUUUAAUAAAACAAAUAAAGUGUUAAAGUUUGCGUGAAUUUUUAAAAAGAAAUUAACGCAAAGCUUGGAUUAAUAAUAAAUAUAUUUUUGGAAAAUAAUCAAAGCACUUAUUUAAGACAGAAAAUGGUUCCAAUAGUUAAGAAAGUAAGCAGUUACUACAACUCCUAUGCGUUGGCCGUACUCACAAUUGGCUAUGUACUCGGCGAAUUGGGUCAUUAUCUCAUCGGUGUUACUUCCAAACAGACCGCCAUUGAAUUGGAUUAUGGCGAUAAGGCUUGUCAGCAGAAUAAUACCAUGUUCACACGUCACGAUCUACCACAGCAAUGUGCGGCAGUCAUGGAAGAAGAAAGUUGUGUUGCUUUAUCACUGAAUGACACCGCAUACUGCGAAUGGAACUACAAUGGUUUGGGUAUUGAUUAUCAAAUACUUGCUGGUCCCACCUUCAUAUUGGUCUUUACAAUUGCUGGUGUCUUUAUGGGUUUCGCCGCAGAUAAAUACAAUCGUGUCAAAAUGUUGACAGUUUGUACUUUAAUCUUUGCGGUCGCUAUAAUAUUGCAAGGCACUGUGAGUGCCUACUGGCAGCUGUUGCUGUUGCGUAUGGUCAUGGCAUUAGGUGAAUCGGGCUGCAAUCCGUUAGCCACCGGCAUCAUGUCCGAUAUUUUCCCCGAAAAUAAGCGCGCACUUGUUAUGGCCAUUUUCAACUGGGGCAUCUAUGGUGGUUAUGGUAUUGCUUUCCCUGUGGGCCGUUAUAUUACCAAAUCGAAUUUCUUCAAUCUCGGCUGGCGUAUGUGUUACCUGGGUACUGGCGUGUUGGCCGUAUUGGUAGCCGCGAUCACCGGCACCACCCUUAAGGAACCGGAGCGAAAAGCUAUUGGCGAAGCCGAUCGCACUAGUGAUGGCAAAAAGAUUGGUUUGUGGAAAGUGAUCAUCAAUCCUGCUAUGAUUAUGUUGAUGAUUGCCGCUUCCAUUCGUCACUCUGGUGGCAUGACCUUUGCCUAUAAUGCUGAUCUCUACUACAAUGCUUACUUCCCUGAUGUGGAUCUUGGCUGGUGGUUGUUCGCCGUUACCAUUGGUAUUGGUAGUGUCGGUGUGGUUGUUGGUGGCGUUGUCUCCGAUAAAAUUGUCGCUAAAAUGGGUAUACGUUCACGUGCUUUAGUAUUGGCUGUUAGUCAGCUGAUCGCUACAUUACCCGCAUUCGGCUCGGUGUACUAUGAUCCGCUAUGGGCUAUGAUUACUUUGGGUUGCAGUUACUUCUUCGCUGAAAUGUGGUUCGGUAUCGUGUUUGCGAUUGUUGUGGAAAUUGUGCCAUUGCAAGUGCGUUCCUCAACCAUUGGCGUGUUCUUAUUCGUAAUGAAUAAUGUUGGUGGUAAUUUGCCCAUCCUGUUGGACCCAGUUGCUAAGAUGAUCGGUUUCCGUGAGGCGUUCAUGAUCUUUUAUGCAGGCUUCUAUGGCAUAAGUUCAGUGCUUUUCUUCAUCACCUGUUUCUUAUUGGAAGGCAAACCAAAGGACGUAGAUUCUACCACAACAGCUACCGAACAAAAAAUCGAUGGUCUGGAGGCACACACACGUCAAAUGCGCGGUCAUGACAAUUCUGUGUUCUCAGUGGACGAAGUGCUGCCGCAUAAUGGACGUCCCGCGGUGAUUCCACAGCAUCUGCAGUUGUCGAACAAUGGUCAUGACAAAUAUACGCCCGCCACACGCGAGAGCAGCAGACUGUAAUGUACUUUUUGAACCCAAUGACUUAGGAACAAUGUGUUUGAGUUUUAUUUAUCUUAAGUACAGCAAGUGAGUAAAGUACGUUUUGUUAGACUUGCAGAAUAUGACACUUUACGAAUUCUCCAUAAUCUAAAUGUACCUCAUUCGUAGUGUGUAUUUUACUGUAUUAAGUUUACAAUGAUUGGUUUUUGAGUAUUUUUAUAAUGUUGAAAAA